Messenger RNA from Uloborus diversus, 1378 nucleotides. RefSeq lists its product as uncharacterized. The transcript has 8 exons. Gene Ontology annotation, molecular function: NADH dehydrogenase activity. Bases 12 to 1328 code for a protein of 438 amino acids. NCBI's taxonomy places the organism in Eukaryota, Metazoa, Arthropoda, Arachnida, Araneae, Uloboridae. The record is from RefSeq and is a predicted model, not a curated record.
UUAAAUGUAAAAUGAUGGCUUUCAGAACACAUUUUAUGAACUUUAAACAUUGUACUCGAAAUAUUUCUACUGAUGUAAAUGUUUUCAAAAAGAAACAAGUUGUGAUUUUAGGAAGUGGUUGGGGAAGUUACAGUGUUUUGAAAAACAUCGACAAAAAAAUGUUUGAUGUCAAAGUGGUCACUCCUAGAAAUCAUUUUUUAUUUACUCCCUUGCUUUGCAGUACCACUGUUGGAACUCUUGAAUUUCGUUCAAUUACUGAGCCAGUAAGAAAUGUUGGAUUCAAGGAUCCAUCCGACUUCAUGUUAGCCUCUGCUGAAGAACUUGACCUGAAGAAACAAAAGCUGCUCUGUAAAUCUGUACUGGAUCCCUCAGUGCAAUUUUAUGUGCACUAUGAUGUAUUAGUCAUUGGUGUUGGAUGUCUUAAUAACACUUUUGGUGUACCUGGUGUAAAUAGACAUGCAAUUUUUCUAAAAGAAAUUUCUCAUGCUCAAAAAAUUAGGCAGCGAAUACUUCAAAAUUGUGAGAAGGCUUUAACUCCUUCUCUCUCACAAACUGAACGAGAAAGCUAUUUGCAUACAGUUAUAGUUGGAGGUGGACCUACUGGAGUAGAAUUUGGUGCUGAAUUGUAUGACUUCAAAACAAAGGAUGUAAAAAGACUGUAUAAGCACCAAGAGAACUUAUUUAAGGUAACUUUAAUAGAAGCUGAGAGCAUCUUGAGAAGUUUUGAUGAAAAACUGAGAAAAUAUGCAGAAAAGAAAUUGAAUGAACGAUCUAACUUCACUCUUUUGAAGUCUUCUGUUACAGAAGUGAAAGAGAACUGUGUUAUUCUUAAAGAUGGCACAACCAUUCCUUGUGGUUUAGUAGUUUGGAGUACGGGCCUCAGCCCCCAGCCUUUUACUCAGAAACUUCCUGUAUCAAAGAAUGAUAAAGGGCAAAUAUUAACAGAUAAUUACUUACGAAUUUUGAGUGAUGAUGCAAGAAGUGUUUAUGCAUUAGGAGACUGUGCAGAAAUUGAAUCUAUUCCAUUGCCAUGUACUGCACAGGUAGCUGAGCGACAAGGUAGAUACUUGGCUAAUUUAUUGAUCAGUUUAGAGAAUGGAAAGGAACAGAAGCCCUUCCAUUUCCAAUCAUCUGGAAUGUUAGCAUACAUUGGAGAUUAUAAAGCUUUAACCGACUUGCCAGAUUUUAAAACUCAAGGUUUUCCAUCCUGGUUUUUGUGGAGGUCAGCUUACUUAACUCGUCUAGGAUCAUGGAGGUUAAGAAUGCAAGUUCCUAUAGACUGGUUGAAGACAUUGCUGUUUGGUAGAGACACUUCUAACUUCAAUUAAAGUAGCUCUUACAGGCUUUAUAAAAUGUAUUUUUGUGUAUAUUUUGUUUG